Olea europaea var. sylvestris is the source of this 1959-nucleotide messenger RNA. RefSeq names its product filament-like plant protein 7. NCBI's taxonomy places the organism in Eukaryota, Viridiplantae, Streptophyta, Magnoliopsida, Lamiales, Oleaceae. The record is from RefSeq and is a predicted model, not a curated record. The transcript is spliced from 2 exons. The coding region runs from base 20 to 1837 and encodes 605 amino acids.
CCCAGCUGCUUUGGCAAAAAUGAAGGAUGAAGUUGCAAUGCUUGGUAGGGAUCAAGUUGAAAUGAGGGGACGAAAAUUUUAUCCUUCUCUGGUUGGUUCAAUGGACUUUUCUGUGGAAGUGGCUGCUGAUACACAGAGAAGGAUCGACUUUCUUACUGAGCAAUUGCAUGCAACGGAAGAAGAAAACAGGACUCUCAAGGAAACCUUUGACAAGAAACCGAAAAAACUUGAAUUUUCUAGAACCAUGUAUGCUCGUACCACUUCCAGAUUAUCACAAGCAUCGAUGUCUGAUGUGGGCAAUGAUGACAAGGCCAGCUACCCUGAGUCUUGGGCUUCUGCAUUGAUUUCAGAGAUGGAGCAUUUCAAAACUGAAAAACAACUGGGCACAUCAUCUGAUAAAUUAUUAGGAAAUUCGGAAAUGAAACUCAUGGAUGACUUUGCAGAAAUGGAAAAAUUAGCACUAGUUUCUGUUGAUUAUCCAGCAGGAAGUUCCUAUCAUUCCUUAGAGGAAGGUAAUGCAAUUAGUCGUCCGUCAGGUUUGAUCUCUAGCCAAGAAUUUCAAUCUGAUGAUAGAGUAGUCAAUAAGGAGCCUGGUUGGCUUGGUGACACAUUGAAACUGCUUUUGGAGCAAAGUUCUGCAACACAAAGAAGCCCUGGUGAAGUAUUAGAGGAUAUCAAAGCUGCUUUGGCACAUAUAAACACUUCUAACCCAAGAAGUCUUAAUGCCGAGGAAACUACAAACCUGCCUGAUGUAUCACCUUCUCCUGAAGUUAGUGGACAUGUUUAUCAGAAAUUACCAAACCACUCAUCAAGAACUGAUGCAUCUGUUAGAAGAGCUUCCUAUAAUAUCUCAACUACAAAAAAGAGUUGCCAGAAGUUUCAGUCAAGUGUGAGUGUAUCGAUAUGCAAAAUGCUUGAGCUCAUUGAAGGAAUAAACAUGCCAUAUCUAGAAAAUAGUGUAGCAGAAUUUUACUCGGGUAAGGAUGAUAAACUUUUGUCAUAUAAGAACUCGGAAUUCACUACAGGCUACAUGGUACGUGUAUUUCAAUGGAGAAUUUCUGAACUGUCUGCCAUUUUACGACAAUUUGCUUGCACUUGUAAGGAUUUGUUAAAUGGAACAGCUGAUCUUGAACAGUUUGCCCAAAAAGUAGCUUCUACUUUGGAAUGGAUCAUGAACCAUUGCUUUUCCCUUCAGGACGUUUCAAGCAUGAAGGAAGCAGUAAGAAAUCAUUUUGAUUGGGAUGAAUCACAAAGUGAGAAUGAAUUGGAUAAUGAAUUGAUUAAUCAAUGUGCACAAUCAAACAAAUUGCAUUUGGAAAGCAAUGAGAUGCUAUACAUUCCCACAGAAUCUUCUUUGAAUGGUCAUAACAGAUCUUGUCAAAUGGAGGAAGUUCAGCAAGAUCGAAGACUGAAUGUUGAAUUGAAAAAUAAGGACUCUUCAACUGCAGAUUUUGAAGUGAGGCCUCAAUCUGAAAUUACCAAGAGUGAAUCUUUCAUGGUUCAAAUGCAGGAGACCAAUGAAAUUUUGGGGACUUCGAAAUCAGAGAUGGAAAUUAUGAAUCUAUCAAAGGUAAAAAUCAAAGAUACAAUUGGAAUGCAUAAGAUGUUGAAAGAAGAUCCCGAGACCCAGUUGAUGGAAGCCAAUAUUGAAUUAAAUAAGGAGAUUUCAUGUUUCGAAAAUGAGCUGGAAAAGAGAAAUAACUCGUGCAGAAGACUAGAAGCAACUCGCCAUGACCUACGGAUUGAUCUAAAAGGGAUGACAAGCAAGGAUGUUCCAGAUGACAGAAAGCACAGGGAAAAACACCUCAAAAAUGUAAGUUUCAAAUCCAAAAUAUAAUACAAUCCAAAAUAUAAUAUUUGUGAGGUCUUGAAAUUCAAUUUAAAUGUAGCAUGAUAAAUGGUAGUGUAAAAGAUGCUAUCUUAGGUUUUUGUUAGAAAGUUAAGUUUAAGAGUCCUUUG